This is a messenger RNA of Cololabis saira (Pacific saury), 2279 nucleotides long. RefSeq names its product solute carrier family 35 member B3 (gene slc35b3). The record is from RefSeq and is a predicted model, not a curated record. The coding region runs from base 262 to 1386 and encodes 374 amino acids. Gene Ontology annotation, cellular component: endoplasmic reticulum membrane; Golgi membrane. Gene Ontology annotation, biological process: transmembrane transport. The transcript is spliced from 10 exons. NCBI's taxonomy places the organism in Eukaryota, Metazoa, Chordata, Actinopteri, Beloniformes, Belonidae. Gene Ontology annotation, molecular function: 3'-phosphoadenosine 5'-phosphosulfate transmembrane transporter activity.
CGAGUCAGAGGUCGAUGCGGAAGUGGCUGCUCCUGCUGCCUGUGCAGAGAUGUGUGUAGCCUGUGCGGGCUAACGGGCUCACCGGCGCGUUUUGAGCUGUUUGUCAGUGGAAAGGACAGGUAUGAAAAGGCUCGAACUGUGCCUAAGACGGAGGAGGUACGUCCAGGAAAAUGAUUCCCACGGACUUUGUCUCUGAAAAAGAGGGAAAGCACACGUAGACACCCGGAAGUGUUGCUGAAGCUUCCAGCAGCCACGGACACAAUGAGCGCCAAAUAUGGCCUGGUGAGCUACAACAGUUCACGGAAGCAUAUCUCAAUCUCCAUCCCCUCGUCCACGGAGGUGAUGUCUCCUCACAUAAAGUCUGUGGAGGAGCUGAAGGUUCUGGGAAUCAACCUCACCAGUCUAAGUGCCCCCACGCAGUUCUUCAUUUGUGUGGCCGGAGUCUUUUUCUUUUACCUUGUCUAUGGAUACCUGCAGGAGUUGAUAUUUUCUGUGGAAGGAUUCAAGCCAUUUGGUUGGUACCUCACUCUGAUCCAGUUUGGAUUCUACUCUUUGUUUGGAUUAGUGGAGCUCCAGCUUACACAAGACAAACGCAGAAGGAUACCGGGGAAGACCUAUAUGAUCAUAGCAUUCCUAACGGUGGGCACGAUGGGGUUGUCUAAUACGUCUCUGGGCUACUUGAACUACCCCACGCAGGUCAUCUUCAAGUGCUGUAAACUCAUUCCAGUUAUGAUUGGAGGCAUUUUUAUUCAAGGUAAACGCUAUAACCUGGCCGAUGUGUCUGCUGCUCUCUGCAUGAGUCUGGGACUCAUCUGGUUUACCCUCGCGGACAGCAAAGUGGCCCCCAACUUCAAUGUCACAGGAGUUGUCCUCAUCUCCCUGGCGCUGUGUGCAGAUGCUGGGAUUGGAAAUGUGCAGGAGAAAGCCAUGAAACUCCACAAUGGCUCCAACUCCGAAAUGGUGCUGUACUCGUACUCCAUCGGCUUCGUCUACAUCCUGGCAGGCCUGCUCUGCGUGGGCGGGCUGGGCCCAGCAAUAGCCUUCUGCUCAGAGCAUCCUGUGACGACGUACGGUUAUGCCUUCUUCUUCUCUCUUACGGGUUAUUUUGGAAUAUCAUUUGUGCUCGCCUUAAUCAAGCUCUUUGGUGCCCUGGUCGCAGUGACAGUGACCACAGGGAGAAAGGCCAUGACUAUCGUUCUUUCCUUCAUGUUCUUCACAAAACCUUUCACUUUCCAGUACAUCUGGGGCGGCCUUCUGGUGGUCUUUGGCAUCUUCUUGAACGUUUACAGUAAAAACAAGGACAAAAUGAAGUUUCCCUCACUUAAGGAACUCAGGAGCUGGCUGCGGACGGGAAAGAAAGUCAGAUUUCUUUCGCAAAAUGUAUAGGAGGCACCCACAAGUACUGGGGACAUGUCCUGCAAAAGCAGACAGUUUGAGUCUGUCGUUGCCCCACAUUUUACAAGGGGACAUGCUGAAGCACGUGGCUGAGCUACAGGGCUACAUCACCAGGAAUAUUUGAGCCAAGGAUGGGUCCAGUCAGCCUUGCAAACAGCUGACAUCACGAAUAAACUUGGGAUCAGGGAGUUGCUGGGUCACGUACUGUACACAUACAGUAUAGCGUUGGUCAAUUUCAAGUCCUUUAUCUGCAGCAAACUGAAGGAAGUGUAAAAAUGUUUUUAAAGGGGAUCAACGCCAAGUGGGAUCUUGUAAAGCAAGGCUUUACAGUCCCGCGGAAACAUUCCCACCAUGGAGCACAUCACUAAGACUCGAAAGGGAAGCGGCUCCUCAGCUAACCAAAUUGCACAGUUUUGCACUGAAAUCGACUAAAAAAACACUUAAACUCUUGAGUGGUUGUAAGAAAAAUGAAAUGUUGGUAGGAAAGAGGCCAGAAGAGAUGUGUUCAUGUGUCAUGUGUGAAAAGAGUGUCACCUACCCACAAAGGAGCAAGUACAUAUUUGACAAAUGCAUAUUUUCCCCUGCAUGUGUCAGAUAGGUGGAACGAUUUAUUUUCUUUCUUUUCUUUUCUACUUUUUUUUUUAAUGCAGUCUUUGUGUUUUUAAAAGCUGCUCUCGUAGUUUAUUGGUGAUUCAUGUCUGGCUGUACCCUAAUUCAUUAAAAAAAAAGGAAAAAGUGGUAUGUGUGGUCAUGUAAUGAUAUUUUGGGUUAAUACAGAGUCAUUUGUGUCUCUGUACAUCAGCAACUGCCAUAAUUUACUAACCAUAUUUCUGGGUGAAAAGGUACAACUCUUCUUUCAAUAAAGUGUGUAUUUAGUAUUUACA